AAGCCACCAGGGAGCCCUGUUUUUGUAGCUUUAGGACGGCAAUAUCAGCCCAGUUCGCUGUAGGUUUGUGGUUACUCAGUGUCAACUACUUUUUCUUCAGCGCGGCUUUGACAGAUUACAGAGUCUUUGAACUUUGUCGUCAAGACGAACUACCUUCAGAAUGUCAACUUCCUCUACCGACGAAGCAGCUUCCGGCGGACCACGCUGUGCCGGCGGCAGCUGCCCCUACUCUGCCAGCAAUCUGAAGUCCUCCUGGCUCGCCUCCAUGUUUUGUCCUCACAUCAAGGCACAGAGCCAACAGGUCGCCGGAUCUUCCUCUUCCUCUUCUAACCCCUCCCUCCCCUCCCCGCGCAAUCUCGUCCAGGCCCAAGAAAUAAUCCAGCCGAACAAGCACGAACAAGACAUCACGAAUCUAAACCCGAAAACGAUGGCGGAGUCGCGCGGGUCCAGGUUGAACAAGGCGCUUCUGUCCGGUUCCUGCCCAAUGAUGCGGGGGUCGGGGGAGAAGGCGGCUUCGCAUGGCGACGCUGCGGUGGCGGAGGAUAAAACUUUUGAGCAGAUGAAAUCUUUGGAGGAACAGCAGUUGAAGCAGAUCCAAUCCGCCGGGAUCAACCCGAGGAACAUGAUGCCGAUCAUGGCGAACCAAUCUCUUCCUUCCGAUAAGGUUGCGUUUGACAAAUCGAGGGAGGUUUCCUCUAUCCCGAAAACGGGCGAAUCCACUGGCACCACCUGGGUCUACCCCUCCCCGCAACAAUUCUACAACGCGUUGAGGAGGCGCGGAAAGGUGGAUGAACAGGAUGAGUUGGAAAAGGGCAACACGAUGGACAGCAUCGUUUUUGCGCACAACGUGACAAAUGAACAAACGUGGACAGAAAUUCUCGAUUGGGAGCACAAGCUGCACUAUGACAGGUGUAAAGAUCCGACGUUGUUGAGCUUCGUCGGAAAAAGCGAGGAGCUGUCACUCGGAGGGUAUUAAGGGUGUUUUUUUUGUUUUUGUCAGUUGACACGAAAAGCAGUACAGAUUGGUUUUGUGCUAGUUGACAAUUAUUCUCCUGCGCGAGAAUUUCCACCGUAUUGUCCCUUCAAAAAAAAACGCAGGCACUUUUCCAACUAUUUCCGAGCCCGCGGCGCGCCUUUCGAUCGACAUGAUUGGCUGGUAGAUCGUUGCGGACUUGAGCAGGUGCGGUACAUCAUUGACUACUACGACGAUCCGCAUGCAAACGACCAACACGGACUGGACAUCUCCUUGGUAACCCGGCCCGCUCCGGAUUCCGUCCAGAACGUUUGGGACAUUUUGCGAAAGCCAUACUACGAUUACUUGGAAAGGAGUAAGGCUAGCAGUAGUGGUGGUGUUGGUGAGGCGGGUAUGGAGCCAAGUCAGAAGUAGGAAUCAAAAGCCGGUGGAGAUGAAGUGAACGAUUUUUCCAGCAAUAGUGUGACACUUGGUUCUUUGAGGCGUGAUAAAAUCGAGAUCCAACGAUAGGGAGCUUCUUGAUGGGCUGCAAUAAUAUGGGAGUUGUGUCUAGUGCAACUCUGUUGUACUUGCGAAAAGUCGAUUCUUUUUUCUGAAAAUGAAGUGAACAGUUUUUCAACAGACUGAGGGGGGAGAUGCACAAAAACACCAGUAUUCUUCUUUGGUGUUGAUCCGAAAUGAACAAGGUGCGAGUAGUACCAGACAAUCUCAGACUUGUGCAGUAAAGUCUAAGAUUAAUUUUCCAAAUUCCAACAUAAAAACCAUACGAACAAAA
This is a messenger RNA of Amoebophrya sp. A120, 1748 nucleotides long. The record is from the annotation of a GenBank genome assembly. NCBI's taxonomy places the organism in Eukaryota, Dinophyceae, Syndiniales, Amoebophryaceae.